AAGGAGCGGAGUCCCGAAAGAAGAGAUGGGGAGGCCCGGCAGCUCUCAGUGUUGUGCCUAUGGGGGGAAUAGGUUGGACGAAGAGGACGUGCCGUGGGACGGGGCGGGUGGGGAGAGAAGGUUUGCAUUGGGCUGGGCUCGCAGCAUCAUGGAAAAGAAAAUGAGUGACAGUGACGAUGAUGUCCCUCAGCUUUCAUCUGAAGCCUUAUCUGCUCUGCAGGAGUUCUAUAUUGAGCAACAGCAGAGAGAAGACGUUAAGGCAACAGAAAGAUUUGAUAACAAUUCUCUUGGCUCAAUAGAAGAGAACUGGCAACUGAGCCAGUUUUGGUAUGAUGCUGAAACUGCGCUCCAUUUAGCUAACGAGGCUGCAAGAGCAGUUGGAAGCGGUGGCAGAAUAGCAUGUGUUAGUGCACCCAGUGUUUAUCAGAAAUUGAAAGAACGGGACAACAAAGAUUUUUCAACAUGUUUAUUGGAAUAUGACCAAAGAUUUUCUGUGUAUGGAGCUGAAUAUGUUUUCUACGAUUACAACAAUCCCUUGAACCUUCCGGCCAACCUCACAGCACACAGUUUUGACAUUGUCAUAGCAGAUCCACCCUACCUGUCUGAAGAGUGUCUCAGAAAAACUGCAGAAACCAUAAAAUACUUGACUAAAGGAAAGGUUCUGCUUUGUACAGGUGCUGUUAUGGAGGAAUAUGCUGCUAAGUAUCUUGGUGUGAAGAUGAGCAAAUUUAUUCCAAAACAUACUCGAAACCUAGCCAAUGAAUUUAGAUGUUACGUGAACUAUGAUUCUGGACUAGAUUCUGUUUCUUGACACUGCUUAUAAAGAAUUAACCAAAUA
Molecule: messenger RNA, 838 nt
Organism: Podarcis raffonei (Aeolian wall lizard)
Lineage: Eukaryota; Metazoa; Chordata; Lepidosauria; Squamata; Lacertidae
Gene: EEF1AKMT1
Product: EEF1A lysine methyltransferase 1
Exons: 5
Coding region: 26-811 (261 amino acids)
Biological process (GO): methylation
Molecular function (GO): nucleic acid binding; protein-lysine N-methyltransferase activity
Source: RefSeq, a predicted model, not a curated record